Molecule: messenger RNA, 500 nt
Organism: Drosophila gunungcola (fruit fly)
Lineage: Eukaryota; Metazoa; Arthropoda; Insecta; Diptera; Drosophilidae
Exons: 3
Coding region: 115-414 (99 amino acids)
Source: RefSeq, a predicted model, not a curated record
UGUGUUCAAAAUAAUGAGCCUUUUUCCCUGAAAGAAACCUGCACUUUAUAAAAGCCCAAGUAUUGGCUCGCUUUCAGCACAGAACUUAAGCGAGUUUUUAGCUGCAAGAUCACCAUGUCGAAGAUCACACUGGUAAUUGCUUUCAUUUGCCUUUGCGUGGCCGUUCAAGCCCAAUCCGAUAGAGAGAUUUGCAGGCGAAUCAGGGAGCGAUGUGACUCCAGGGCUGAUCGAAAUGGAAGGACCAACGAUGUUUCAGACAUCUUUAACGAGAACUGUCGCCGUUUAGACAGGCGUUGGCGCAACAUCUCAAGAUGCGAACUCGCAUGGGCUACUUGCCAAUUGACCCUGGAACGUUGUGAGACUUUGUCCUGUGACAAUGUUAGGCGAGUGCUCGCCAGACGACCCAACGAGUAAGGCCCCUCGAAUGAACUGAACGACCAUUCAGAAAAUCGAGUGAAACCUGCAUUCCUGCGAAUUAAUAAACACUUCAAUGCUCUCUA